ACCUGUCGAGACUAAGACAAUAGGCCUACCAUACGUGGACAUUAGGCUACACUCAUUAAUAAGCUAUUAAGAGGCCGCGUUCAUAGGUUUAAACUGACACCGAUUAGCUUAGAGAUGUUCAUUCUCUUCAAAGAUCUUGGUGUUCAUAGCAGAUUUUCUCUCUGAAUAUUUAAACGAAUAUGUCCAAGAGUCUACCAUUGCUCUUUACCACAGGAACUUAUUAUGAAGUUGGUUACAGUAUAGGAUCAACAUUUGCUGAAAGAAUCAACAGGUAUUGGAAUGAAUCUGAAAGUCUAAUUAAAUGUGACCUUCCAUUUUAUGAGACCUCAAGAGGGCAAGAGUACUUCAACACUGCUUUGAAAGUUUGUGAAAUGAAUUUUCCCCAAUACAUACAGGAGAUUAGAGGCUUGGCAGACGGAGCCAAGAUGCCUUUUGAUCAAGUGUUCAAGUUGAAUCUCGCCAAAGAAGUUCGUCAUCUUUCAAAUAAUCUUCCUAUUGCCUACAAAGAAAAGUCUGGAUGUUCAGACGUCUACCUCAACACACCAACAGUCAAAAUAUUAGGUCAUAAUGAAGACUGUGAUUUCGAAAUAGAAAAAUAUGCUUACAUGGUGAGUGUAAGAAUAGUAGAUGACCAAAGUGGCACAGAAUUAGAGAAUUUUACAUCGUUUUGUUACCCUGGCGAAUUGCCAGGUACAACAGUUGCAUUCAACAGGCAGCCAGUACAACAUAGACAAGACAUGAAUCAAUAA
Molecule: messenger RNA, 749 nt
Organism: Biomphalaria glabrata
Lineage: Eukaryota; Metazoa; Mollusca; Gastropoda; Planorbidae
Product: beta-alanyl-dopamine/carcinine hydrolase-like
Exons: 6
Coding region: 180-749 (189 amino acids)
Source: RefSeq, a predicted model, not a curated record